AUGAGUGUAAAUGAUUUUUCUAAAGACUAUACUCAAUUGAUAAGUUUAAAUAUGUCUGGUGAUAGCUACAAAGGUCCCCUCGUAUCAGAUCCGAAAUACAAAAAGAAAUUCGAUGAACUUAAAAAUAAUUAUUGUUUAACACAGCAAUUCGAUUUGAUUGAAAUGCUAAUUCAUAAUGAAAGUGUAUCAAGAUUUGAUUGGUUUCAACAAAUUCAAUCACAAUCUUCAACUUUCUUCUUAUUUAUCACAUAUGACUACAAAGUUAAAAACAAAGAAGAUUAUAAACCAAUAGCCGCUAGAAUAUUCAAUAUUUUUAACAACUUGCUACAGAAAUACCCAAGAAUUACUCAAUCAUCUCCUUAUUAUGAAAAAUUAUCCGCAUUAUUACAAAAAUAUUUCGUUUUUGGCGUUAUUUAUUACUCAACUACAGAUCCUCUUGGAUAUGGAUUAAGUUCUGCCAUAAGUUACAAAGCUUCUUUGCUUAAAAAUGAUUUAGUUUUGAAAUACUUUGAUGCUUUCAUGGAAUCUGGUUCCCAUUUACUUAACGAAAAUGUAGCUAACAUAGAAAAAGUAUAUACUAAGUUAAAAUUGUUGUUUUCUGAGAAGAAAAAAGAAAAGAAAAUUCAACAUCAAUCACAGUUCAUAGAAGAUAAGAAAGAACCACCUGUUAGGACUGAAACACCAACAUUCAAGGAAAAGAUUCCAAAUAAUGAAGGAAGAGAAACAAAUGAAAUGAAGGUAAAUAAGUCAAAUUAUCUGGAAACAAUAAACAUUAUUAAUGAUUUUUGUUUCUAUGCUGAUAAGAAUAGCCAAGAAAAUGAUUUAUAUGCUUCAGAUUCAAAAUCAAAAAUAUAUUCGAAAUUAUGA
Molecule: messenger RNA, 867 nt
Organism: Trichomonas vaginalis G3
Lineage: Eukaryota; Parabasalia; Trichomonadida; Trichomonadidae
Exons: 1
Coding region: 1-867 (288 amino acids)
Source: RefSeq, a predicted model, not a curated record